This is a messenger RNA of Racocetra persica, 450 nucleotides long. NCBI's taxonomy places the organism in Eukaryota, Fungi, Glomeromycota, Glomeromycetes, Diversisporales, Gigasporaceae. The record is from the annotation of a GenBank genome assembly.
AUCAUGAAUUUAUCACAUUAUGAACUUCUUGAAAUUCCCGAAACAGCAACACAGGAAGAAAUAAAACAACAAUAUCAAAAAUUACUACUUCUUCAUCAUCCAGAUAAAUCUCAACAUUCUUUAACAAAUAAUUCUGAAGAUACGAAGAAAGACGGAAAAAUAAAUCAGAUUAUUGAAGCAUGGAAAAUUUUAAAAGAUCCAGAAUUACGAAAAAUCUAUGAUAACAAACUAAAAGCAACCAAACUUAAACACGAUGGAUUAUUUAAUUCAGAAAUCGACUUAGAUGAUAUGGAAUAUGAUCAAGAGACAAAUUCCUAUUCAAUACGAUGUCGUUGCAGUGGUUUAUACAUUAUUACCGAGGAAAAUUUGGACCAAGGUGCAGAUAUAGUUGGGUGUACGGAUUGUUCAUUGAGAAUUCAUGUGUUGUACGAAACUAUUUCGGAAGACUAA